AUGAGUGGGUUUAGAGGUAACGGCUAUGGUUAUGGAUAUAACUAUAGAGACCCAUACUACUCCAGAGGACGUGGAAGAGGUGGAUCGUACGCAUACAAGCGGUCUUACAACGAUGACGGUGUGCCAUACGAAUCGAACACAUAUCCUGAGCCAACCAGCGAAGAUUAUCGGGGAAACUAUCCCCGUCGAGGGGGGCCCUAUAGGGGACCGCACAGACCCCGGGGACGCGGUAGAGGAAGCUAUCACGGCGGAUACAACGACAAUCAUCACGACCAGCAAUAUGACCAUUAUGAGGAACGCGAUGGCGAGUCUCGGCCCAGAAGCGGUGUGUCGCAUUCCAUGAAUGGAUCAGGGUCGUCCAGAGAUAACAGCGAACUUGCACAUUCGAAGCCAAGCUCGCGAAACGGGGGUAGAAGCGAACACGAUCGAAGACAGCAGGACUCUGUCGGUACAGAAACAGAGCCUACAAACUCGAACGAAAACCACUGGGUGAUACGGCUCAGAGUUUCGGGCGGGACCAAGGCAUCACUGAGCAAAUCUUUUGACGAACUGGACAAAAUCAAUAAGGUGCUAGCGGAGUCGGCUAUAAAACGCCUUCAUUUAGAGAUGGAUGUGGAAAGGUACUCCAGAGCGGGCAGAAGCGAGGACGUGCGGUGUAGACUAGCAGAAGAGAAGUUGGAGGCGCUCAACUUCAUCUAA
Molecule: messenger RNA, 699 nt
Organism: Ogataea angusta
Lineage: Eukaryota; Fungi; Ascomycota; Pichiomycetes; Pichiales; Pichiaceae
Exons: 1
Coding region: 1-699 (232 amino acids)
Source: RefSeq, a predicted model, not a curated record